Molecule: messenger RNA, 598 nt
Organism: Gryllus bimaculatus (two-spotted cricket)
Lineage: Eukaryota; Metazoa; Arthropoda; Insecta; Orthoptera; Gryllidae
Source: the annotation of a GenBank genome assembly
CCACUUGACGACGAGGCCCGCCUCGCUGCGCAGCUCGUCGUUGCGCAGCGAGUACUCGCAGUCCAGCACCGCCGCCGACGACCCGUUGCGCACGGCCGGCGGCACGCGCAGCGUCGUGAUCUGCACGCCGCUCGCCACGCCUGCGCACGCACAAAACGCACCUCGGGUCUUCAGUGUGAUCAGAGUCAGCAUCGCGUGCUGAACUUAUGCCGUGACCAUGCAAGUCUCUACUCACCCGUGCUGGGUGUUGAGUGGAAGGCACAGCCAUCAAGUUGGAGUGAGGCUAAGGCUAAACCAGCUGUGAUGGACCCAUUCCACAUCAACCUUCGACGUUUCUGUAAUUGGAUGGAGGAAUUCAAACAGACGUGAAGAUAGAGGAAUCCAUCAGAUGGUUCGACAGCCUAAGGAAUGUAGCAGGUUCCGUUUCGUCGAAAGUGACACAGAACUGAACAAAAUAGAAGAAACUAAAACCAAAUGUUUGGAGUGUUUUUGUUUUCGAUUCUUGUAUAUUAUAUUAGUAAAUAGUUUAGAAGACUGAUAAAAUGUUAAGUUAUUUUUGAAGAUUUUUAGAAGAUCCAUAGAUAUAAUUCCAUAGAAG